Messenger RNA from Tripterygium wilfordii, 1763 nucleotides. RefSeq lists its product as uncharacterized. Gene Ontology annotation, cellular component: tRNA-intron endonuclease complex. Bases 53 to 832 code for a protein of 259 amino acids. NCBI's taxonomy places the organism in Eukaryota, Viridiplantae, Streptophyta, Magnoliopsida, Celastrales, Celastraceae. Gene Ontology annotation, biological process: tRNA-type intron splice site recognition and cleavage. The transcript is spliced from 5 exons. The record is from RefSeq and is a predicted model, not a curated record.
GGCAUGUUGGAUCGGAUUCUCUGUAAUCGACUUCAGGCUAAAUAUCUAAACAAUGGAGGCGCAGGACCACUGGGAACGUUCCUCGGGAGAAGAAAUUAGCGACGGCGAGGUCAAUUUUCGAGACACAAAUGACGUAUGCGACGAUGACGAUCUCUAUUACACAUCAGGUUCCGGUUGUCCAUCCAAGCUUCAAUUCAGGAGAGAUGUUUCCAAGGCACGUUGGAAUCAGAAGAUGCGAGUGGCUGAGGUUCUGGAAAAGAAGGGUAAGAUGUGGACAACUACAGGAAUAGUGCGUGGUGGCCGGACUUACUGCUUCCUUGAAGAGACAUUGUUUCUGGCUGAAAUUGGGGCAAUGCGUCUUGUAGAUGAUUCUGAUACUUGUUUAACCCUAAAAGAUAUCUAUGAAAAGGUUGCAGAGGGAAACAUUGGAUGCUGCUAUGAUUUUUUCCAGGUUUACAAGCAAUUGAAGUCACUUGGUUACAUUGUUGGGCGGCAUGGUGUACCUUGGACAUUUAGGAGCUCUAAGAGCACCUCAGCGUCUCAUUCUUUGAAAGAGGAGGAUUCAAUUGUUGAAUUGUUCAGUAAUAUGCGGGUCAAUGAAAGUUUGAGGCCAUCUUUUGAUGUAUACCAUCCAAACAGCAGGUUUAGAAAAUCUGCUCCAGGCGAUCCAAGCUUUGUGCUUUGCUUAGCAAGUGGCUCUCCACCUUCGAAAGCUGAAAUACAAGUCCUUGAAAAACAAUGUAAUGGCAUCCCUUUGAAAUUCUGUGACAUUGAGCAUGGACGGAUCAGUUUUUUCUCCUUUGAUGAGGUUGAGCUUCCUGUUUUACCUUGAUUUUUGGAUGGCUGCAAUUUCAUACUAAUGGAGCAUGGAAAAAUUACUAGAGGAUUACCUGAAGUCAUUGCAUGCUCGCAGUUGCAUGAAAUUGCAAUAACUCUCCGGGAUUGUAAGCAUUGAGGUUUGCAAGCAUGUGUCAAAGCUUCUAUGCAUGCUUUCAAUCAAAUGGAGAAGAGUUAUUAUUGGCCUUGGCUUUCUAUUGGGGUCUGUGGUACAAAACCUUGCGCAGUUCCAGAUGUGGAGUAGCACACUUUCCAUUGUCUGUCAGCCUCACUAUUUUUUUAUCUGGUCGCAAUUGGAGAAGAAACGAUAGUGUCAAAUGAUGUGAUCCGUACAGAUCUUCCUUCGCUUGAAGGAUGCUAUCUUCUGGAGUUUCUCAAUUUCAUUUUUACUCAGUGCAUGCUUUUUGAAACAAAUUGGCAUUGUUUUUAAUACUUGCAGGAUUUUGGAGGGAGCUUACAUGGAAUUGCUUGGAACAGAAACUAAGACCAAGGGAUUAAAGCAAAGCAAGCAAAAGUUCAUUAGGAUUCUAAGAGAUGCUGUAAGGGGAAAUGUUUUUGGUGGAGAUGAUGUGGCUAUGUUACUCUCAUGAUUCAUGAGCUGAUGUAUCUACGUGGGGCAAAGGUUCACGACUCUUCUCAAAUUAUGAUCAGAUAGUAGUCUUGUCCUCACAUAAAUCCAAAAGAAACAAGAGGAGGAGAUGAUGGGCUCCUUGGCGUGGGGAAGUGUCUAUUUCAAAAUUUAAAGAAAGAAGCCUGUGUCAAAGAUAUGUACAGAAUAAUUCAUGGGCCUAGUUUUAGCCAUUUGGACAAUAAUCGUGGUUGAAGAAAAAUGUGACAUCUUGAAUCUUCUUCUCCUGUCAUAUCAUCUGAUUUGGUAGAUAAGAUUAUUUUGCAUGAAAUUCAAAAUGGUCCUUGGCAUCUGUUCA